Molecule: messenger RNA, 1086 nt
Organism: Ochotona curzoniae (black-lipped pika)
Lineage: Eukaryota; Metazoa; Chordata; Mammalia; Lagomorpha; Ochotonidae
Product: NADPH oxidase organizer 1-like
Exons: 8
Coding region: 1-1086 (361 amino acids)
Biological process (GO): superoxide anion generation
Molecular function (GO): protein binding; phosphatidylinositol binding; superoxide-generating NADPH oxidase activator activity
Source: RefSeq, a predicted model, not a curated record
AUGCCCGAACCCAGGCACCCGGUGUCGGUGCGCGGGGCAGCCCUGGUGCAGACGGAGAGGCUGCAGACAUAUGCCUUCUCUGUGUGCUGGUCAGAUGGCAGCGACACCUUAGUGCACAGAAGGUGGAAUGAGUUCAAGCAGCUCAAAAAGUCCCUCAAGGAGACCUUCCCGGUGGAGGCGGGCCUGCUGCGGAGAUCCGACCGAGUCCUGCCCAAGCUUGCUGAUGCUCCGCUGUUAGCCAGAGGGGGACGCACAGGCCGCGGGCUGGCGCGCCUGCGGCUGCUGGAGACCUACAUUCGGGAGCUGCUGGCCGCGGAGGAGCGUGUGUCCCAGAGCCCAGCACUCGUGGGCUUCUUCGCACCACAACCCCUGGACCUGGAGCCCACGCUGCCCCCUGGCAGCCUGGUCAUACUGCCGGCCCCUGAAGAGCCCGUGCUGCCACGUUCUGCCGGCCAGCUUGCUAUCCGUAGCCUGGAGGUGCAGAGGCUGCCCUGUCUGCAGCCCUUCCACACCCAGGACACACGGGGCAGGCCCUUCCAGACACAGGCCCACGAGAGCCUGGACGUGCUGCUGCGACACCCCUCAGGCUGGUGGCUAGUGGCAAAUGAGGACCAGCAGACAGCCUGGUUCCCGGCCCCCUACCUGGAGGAGGUGGCCCCCAGCCAGGGCCAGGAGGGCCACCUGUUGCUGGAGAACAGUGGGUCCCGGUUCUUUUCCACCUGCGCAUAUGAGGGUGGCCGCGUGGAUGAGCUGUCGGUUCCCGCAGGGGCGCGCGUGUGUGUGCUGGAGAAGUCGGACCGCGGAUGGUGGCUGUGCAGGUAUGGCGGCCAGACCGGCCUUUUGCCUGCAGUGUUGCUGAAGGAGGAAGCGCUGGGCGUGCUCUUGAGUGGGCCAGCGCUCCACGGUGGGGAGGCUGCAACAGGAGCCCUCGGAUCCCAGGAAUACAGCAAGGCCUACGUGAUUCCACCCACCGUGCCUGCUCGCCCGACACCCAGCACAAUCCAGAGCCGCUGUUGCACCAUCACUCGCAGGGCCCUGGGCUGCCAUCCAGGGCGCCAGGCCCGCCAGGAGUGUGGAGCUGUGUGA